UUCAAUUUCCUUAUCUACAAUUUUAUCCCGGUAGGAAAACGUGAUUUAAUGCUCCUAACAUCAUAGUUUGUGUCCACUCCUUGUAUUAUUUGACGAAAUCUUAACUGUUACUUCUUCCCAAUGGAAUGCGAGGACUUUUUAGAGUUUCAGGACAUAUUAAAAAAAUUACGCGAUGUUGACGAUAAGAUAGUCUAUGCUCUCAACAAUUCUACUCCUGUGGCUUCUUUCAGAAAUGAUAAAGAUCCAACAAAAAUGUGCAAAGAACUUUUCUCAACUCUCACAAAAAACUACGAAACGAGAGAGGGUAAAAUCAAAGGAUGUGUUCACAUAACAGCAGAUAAAGUGAAAGAACUGAAGGAACUGAAAGAUCAAAAGCCUGACGACUCAAACCUGAUUAAAAGACUGAAGAAAGAGCAAACCAAGCUGAGACUGCUUCAGACUGAAGUAAAUGUCGAAGAAGUCAUCAGGGAAAGGACGUUUCGUCUAUUCCAUGAGCGUUGUCGUGAAUUUUAUAGACCACCCACACUGCCUUUAUGAUGUUGCUCUCUAUCUGGAAGAAGAGCGGUGCUCUCAUCUUAGCCAUUAAAACUAGGAAAUUGUAUUUUCGUCUUAAUUUCUAGGUGUAAGUAGGAAAUAUGUAAUAUUCAGAAUUUCAAGUUCAGACCACUGAUGUUUGGUGAAAAUCUUGAUUUUUAAUUGUAAUUGAAUAGAUAGACUAUAACAACAGAAGUGCAAGCUGCAACAACUUUCAGGUCAACAAAUCUCAGAAGGUUCUGUUUAAGUUACACAGUUUUGGGAGUUUUGAGGAUGAGUGUUGCUAUGUCAAUCUAUCAUCAAUAAUGGUCCAAGUUCCCAAAAGUUGAUUGGCAGAAAUUUAUUUUUUUAUUUCUGACACUUAAGUACUGUGGUAUAUUCCAUUAUAAUGCUAUUUUUCUGAUGAUAUACCCACUAAUCUAGCUUUGAUCGCACUUCACCCAAACAAUAUGCCAUAUCUAACUUAAUUUUCGAUCUUAUGGCACUUGGCCCAUUAUCGAUGAUGUGUCCUCCGUAAAAUGGUAUGAAAUAGUUGAAAUUUGCCCAUCUGGCAAUGAUGCACUUUCCAAAUUUGGUUGAUAAGAGUGGCCUGAGGGAAGAAAUAUUUUAACAUGGGCUCUGCCUGAGCUUACGCUCCUGUUGGCGCAGUUUUUUUGUUGUGUUCAAUCAAUCUUUUUAUAGAAUAUGUUAAAAUUGAAAUAUUUUCGUUUUCCUCAGCCAACUUUGACUCUUCAUCAUCCAUCCUCAUUUAAAAAUCAUACAAAUCUUGAAUAUAUUUGUGUAAUUUAAGUCCACGCAAUGCGUCCUCUCUGUGCAAUACAUCAUUUGGCUGCGGUCCAAGUAACCUCUUACUUUCCAAAGUUUUUUAUCAAGAGCUGUGGGUUUUCUCACCUGUUAAAGAAAAAUUGAAGUGGACUCCUUCAAUUUAUUUUUAGAAAAUAACAAUUAAAAACUGCAUACUAUUGUCGAAAAUAUCAAGUAUACAAUUCCCCAGUAAAUGCAUGUCCUCUGAAAAUUGAUGCCUAGCUAGUACAAGUCUGAAGAAUUGUCAGAUCAUUUGCUGGUUCACAGAAUUUUUUAUAUUUUGUAAAUACUUCAGAACAAUCAUCUAGUUGUUUUUGAUUAAACAUUUUUCUUAUUUUUUCUGAGA
Messenger RNA from Bemisia tabaci, 1684 nucleotides. It is a transcript of the gene Ccdc58, whose product is annotated as Coiled-coil domain-containing 58. Gene Ontology annotation, cellular component: mitochondrion; mitochondrial intermembrane space. The record is from RefSeq and is a predicted model, not a curated record. NCBI's taxonomy places the organism in Eukaryota, Metazoa, Arthropoda, Insecta, Hemiptera, Aleyrodidae.